AUGUGGAUUGCGAAGAACAGGUACUGGGUUCUGAGGCAUGGCAAGAGCAUUCCCAACGAGCGAGGCCUCAUCGUUUCCUCCAUGGUUUUUUCCAUUCCUUUUAAACCCUAUCCUAUCCUAUCCAUCAUUUUCUUAAUUGUUCAUGCCAUCCAAUCGCAGGAAAAUGGGACUCGCCCCGAAUUCCAAUUGGCCUCCGACGGUGUUCAUCAGGCCCAACUAGCUGCACAAUUAUUCCAAAAGGAACUAGAGGCUAAAAAUAUACCACUUGCUGAUAUACGCAUUUGCUAUUCUCCAUUUUCAAGAACAAGACACACUGCAAAUGUUGUUGCUACCUUCUUCAAUCUUCCUUUAGAUGGUCCCCAGUGUAUGGUGAUCGAAGAUCUUCGUGAACGCUAUUUUGGCCCUUCGUUUGAACUUUUGUCGCAUGAUAAAGUAAGGCAUGCUCAAUGUCAGUUUCUUCAGCUGCCAACUGUUUUUGCGAUUCGCCAUGAGAAAGAUCCACUUGUUGGGCCAGAAGGAGGUGAAAGUGUCAAGGAUGUUGCGGGUCGACUCGCAAGAGCAAUAGCCACUAUUGAAUCAAAAUUUGAAGGAUGUGCAAUUUUGGUUGUCAGCCACGGAGAUCCCUUGCAAAUAUUGCAAACAAUUAUGCAUGCAUCUAAUCAAGACAAGGAACCCACAUGUAAAGACCUAGCAUCAAUACUAAAGGAAGUUCAGGUGGCACCCAUCUUGUCCCAGCACCGCAAAUAUGCGCUGCAAACUGGAGAGCUCAGGAAUCUAGAGCUAUUACUUAAAAGGACGACUCUUAGGGAAGCUGUCCAACCCCACUUCAUCCCUACCCUGAAGCCUGCUUGA
Molecule: messenger RNA, 852 nt
Organism: Sphenostylis stenocarpa
Lineage: Eukaryota; Viridiplantae; Streptophyta; Magnoliopsida; Fabales; Fabaceae
Source: the annotation of a GenBank genome assembly